Molecule: messenger RNA, 587 nt
Organism: Pocillopora meandrina
Lineage: Eukaryota; Metazoa; Cnidaria; Anthozoa; Scleractinia; Pocilloporidae
Source: the annotation of a GenBank genome assembly
AUGAAAAAGAUGCAGGUGCCGCAUUUUUCAAUGAAGAAGGCAAGCAACAUGCCAACCCUAAAAUGCAUGCAUGUGGUCUUUUUUUUGCAAAGCACACCCUUAUUUGGGUGCUACCCCAUACAAUGUUUUUACAUGUUCAUGCUGUGGGUCCUCUUGCACAGAGUAUAAAUGCCCCUACUCGACAAAGGAUUUAACCAUUGAAGAAGGAUGGGAGAAAACUGAUUUUCUUGAGAUUGAUGAAAAACUGCGCCUCAAAAGAUCACAUAAAUAUCACUUUCAGGUGAAAAGUCAAAUGGGAAUCUCUGGCUAUAAAAUAACCUUUUUUUGUUGUUUGGACUUGCAAAGGGAAACCCCAUAUAGAGGUCAUUGUGUUUGACAAUGUGUUUUGGCGAGACAUUCUUUCUAUACUGAUUGUGUUUCUUAAAUCGUACGUGCAGAGAUUUUUGCUUCAUUUCAGGCCCAUUUGCUAUUGUUUCCUCUGUUCUAAACCAUGCCUUGAACCCGAGGAAUUUGAUGAUGAGGAAGAAAACAGCGUCCAGUGUCAAUCAUGUUCAUUGUGGUGUCAUUGGGCUUGUACUGGUUCUGCA